Molecule: messenger RNA, 594 nt
Organism: Onychostoma macrolepis
Lineage: Eukaryota; Metazoa; Chordata; Actinopteri; Cypriniformes; Cyprinidae
Gene: hes2.1
Product: hes family bHLH transcription factor 2, tandem duplicate 1
Exons: 4
Coding region: 1-594 (197 amino acids)
Biological process (GO): anterior/posterior pattern specification; regulation of transcription by RNA polymerase II; regulation of neurogenesis
Cellular component (GO): nucleus
Molecular function (GO): RNA polymerase II cis-regulatory region sequence-specific DNA binding; protein dimerization activity; DNA-binding transcription factor activity, RNA polymerase II-specific
Source: RefSeq, a predicted model, not a curated record
AUGACUCCAAACGUUAUUACCGAAGCUCAUUCCCACUCAUUCGGUUCUCGAAUGACUAUGGCUCAAAGAAAAGAGGCACAUGAAUUGAGAAAGACUCUCAAGCCAUUGAUGGAAAAAAGAAGGCGGGCUCGCAUUAACGAGAGCCUCAAUCAUUUAAAAACACUUAUACUCCCUCUGGUCGGCAAAGACGCUUCACGCUAUUCAAAGCUGGAGAAAGCUGACAUUCUCGAAAUGACUGUGCGGUUCCUCAGAGAUCUGCCUUCCUCAUCAGCUAAAGGUCAAACAGACAGCUAUAAAGAGGGAUAUAAAGCCUGCUUGCAGCGCAUCUCUGCGAUGCUGCCGCAGGCUAACCUCGAGACAGAAACGCGUCAGCGCGUCAACGAGUUCAUCCAGCACUCGAUGGUGUCUGCGACGUCCUCCUGCCAGAACUGCUGUGCUCAGAACUCCAGAAUGAUUUCACAAAUGCACCAUAGACUUGUGAGCUUCAGGAACAGCAGCUCUGCCACGGAGAACCACUCCAUCAGUACCGCGUCCGCUCCCAGUCAACCUCGGCUUGUGCCACAGGCAGCUGUGGACAUGUGGAGACCGUGGUGA